Cladocopium goreaui is the source of this 4618-nucleotide messenger RNA. The record is from the annotation of a GenBank genome assembly. Lineage: Eukaryota; Dinophyceae; Suessiales; Symbiodiniaceae.
AUGGCUUGGCCGGUGGAGCUGGCCGCCUUUGAUUCAUUGCGGGCUUCGCGAGCCUUCUUUGGAGUGGAGGAUGCCGUGUGGACGGCCUUCACUCGUGCCGCUGGGGGCCCGGGGGACGACUUCCGGCUCCUGGCAGCACUGCCGCCAGCGGCCGUGGCAGCAACUACAGAAGCUGCCACCCUGGAGACCGGCGAGCACCUGACAGUGGUCCAAGCCGCACAGCGGAAACUGCAUGUGGACUCAGGGCUGGACCUUCGACACUGGGUGGAUCCAGACCCAUGGGCGCAAGCACCUCAAGGGGUGCCAAACUACAUCACGGAACCCAAGGAAGUGAUGAAGGCCACGAUGGAACGGAAGACGAAGUUCUCCGCAAUUUUGGACCAGGGGGACGAGUCGGAGUUUGUCAUCUCGUCGGAGGAGCAGAAACAGAGAUGGCUGGAAAACUUCGUUCGCCAGACAGGUGGACUCCCCUUGGAGCAGGAGGAACCAUCCACAGAACAAAUCUCAGCAUUGCUGAGGAGGAUCAAUGGAGGUGGGGCCCCAUACGCCGACUUUGCAGUGUGGCUACCGUAUGGGAAGAAAGCCCACAGAACUCAAAAAUACAGGGCAUACAUCCCUGUUAUGGGCGGCUACAUCUCCUACGACCAAUGGAGGGCCAGCUUAAUUCAGGGUUUACAGAACAGCCCUCCUGAUGCUCGACACCCUGACGAUGGCUACGUGUGUGGCGUACGAAGCUCACAUAGAGAAGCUGGACAGGCUUUAUCCUGGGGCCUGGCAUCUCAUUGUCGCUGCGGACGACUUGGGAACCGAUGGGAUGGUCCCUGGAGAACCCAUGGGGGCCUGGUCAUGCAGCACUUCCGACGGUUGGCAACGGCAGAGUUCUACGCCAAGGGGCAAGCCGACUUGAAACAAGAAGUGGAGGACCUCAAGGAGAGGAGCCGCAAACGGGAGAGGUCCCCUCGGGAAAACGACACGGCGGAGAAGGAGUACACCAAGACGAAGGAGGAAGAAGCCUUGCAGUCGAAGGCAGAAGAGUCGGCCGCUUCAAAAGCCAAGGCGAGAGCGGGUGACCCGGACACCGACUUGGCCGACUGGGUGGAGAAGGGGACAGUGACGGGCAAGCUGUCCUGGCUUUCCGGGGUUCCACCCAGAACCAAGUGGAUCCUGAGGGUCUUCUAUGCCGUCAUGGCGGACAGGGAAGAAGAGAUCCGCCCAGGGAAAGAGGCGUCAAGGAAAGCGCCGGUUUGGCCCGUCAACGAGGGUGGACGCGGGACGACUGGUGAACCGCAGAACACGGGGAACCAGAUCCAGCUGAGACCAUCAAUGAGAGAGGUUUUUGACCGCAACCGAGAUGGACAGCGUGGAGGUGACGAAGGUUGGAACCAAGGGCCAGGGAUCACCAUGGGGGAAGUCUUCGGUAGGAGCAGAACCCAGGUCGAAGACCAGAAAGGGCCGAAUGACGGUCCUACUCACCUGGCACCCAGGGCUGCAAUGGGUGCCAAAUUCUGGAAGCUGGAAAGGACUAUCCUGGUGAACAGAGAACCGGUCCAGGACGAGGAGUACGGCACGAAGGCAACAGCACCAUGGAUGCCAGAGUUGACAGAAGAGACACCACAACAAGGGAGAGCGAGGCGAAACAGGACGGCAAUCAAGGAGUUGGAGGAGGACUUCAAUGCCAAAGCGUCCAAGGCCACGAAGAAGGCGAUGAGGACUACGAUCACCAAGAUCUUGAAGGAGGCGCGAGGAACACUACCGUGCCCCCCCACAGUCGAGAAGCUGAAGGUGCUGGCAGGUGCGCUGAAGCAAGCAAACUACAGAGCAGCAAGUCAGUACUUGGGCGAGUACAAAGUGAUGGCAAUCGAAGAGGGGCAUUCAUGGCCGGAACAACUUGAGCGAGCCCUGAAACUCUGCAAGAGAUCGACGACUCGAGCUUUGGGACCCCGAAAGAAAGCCAAGGAGGUUCAGGUGAACGAGACGGGCAAGGUGACGAAGGAACAUCUCAAAGUUGAAGUGGAGCACAAUCACAAGAGGGUGGUAUUGACCAUCCCAGUGUCCAAGACGGGCCAAGAAGCACUAACCACCACGAGGAUGCUCCAAUGCCUGUGCGAAGGGGACGAGUGCUCCACGGGAUGCCCUCUGCGCAUCUCAGCCAUGCUAGUCUUCGGCAUGGAAGACAACGGAGUUACCUAUGCCGCCUUCACCAACAAGAAAAAGCGAGCCAAGAAGGCCCAGCUGGUGAAAGAAUGGGUGAAACUGUAUGGCGCAGGCACGACAGGGCAUUCAACGAGGAGAACACGAGCUCUACGCUACAUCCGCCACGGAUGGGCCAUUCCACAGGUAGCCUAUCUAGGCCGCUGGAAGUCAGAUGUGAUCUACCAAUAUGCAGCCGAAUCUCUAGAGAGCCUACCUGUCAAUGCUAACAGAGCCUUCAUCAAGAACCUCUACGGCACGAAGGAACACAAUGAGGCCGGGCCAAUUUGUUACAAGCCCAAAGACGUGGAGGAAGUGCGGGACUAUCUCCUGGCCCUAGCCGCAGAACUCCAAGAAAGGGCCCUCCGUGCUUUGGACAUCGAGGUGGAAAAUCUGAAGAAAAGAAAUGAAAAGACCCCAGGAAGACUUCCACCUUUUGUCCAGACUUUGGGCAGCGGAAUGACCCACCACAAUUGGAACAUGACAAGCUGCACGCCCCCAUUGGCAUGGAGAACUUUGUGUGGGUGGCAUUAUCACAAGGCAGACUACAUGUUCACGAUGACCGACGAGGGCACGAAGCAGUGCGGAAUGGGAAAGGCGAAGUUCCAACGUCAGGGUACCUAUGGCCCACAAGAGUCUGACAUUCUGAGUGCCAUCGAUGAAAAGUUCGAAGAGUUGGAGGAAACCAUCAUCUUGGCAUCUUUGGUUCCACAGCUACACGAACGUCUGCAUGCACUGGAACAGAUGCUUAAGAUAGGAACCAGCCCACUUUCAACGGCUAUCCAAGAAGUAAAAGCUCGCAAAGAGAAGGAGAGACACAAAGGGCCACAGUGGGGUGACACAUGUUCUCCCCUUCCAAUUAGACCACCAGAAGAUCAUGCGAAUGCUGAGGAGGAUUUAGACAAGGGCACAGAUAGCCCUUCCCACGUGAAAGUGGGGGUUUCCUCGGACGCAGCUGCUGAGAUCAAUGACCUCAUGGCCUUAUCUCCAGUCAGGCGGCGGGAGGUCAAGAGGAUUACUGACAUUUCUCGAUCCAAGGUGUCUGAGAUGGACGAAAAGACCCUGGAUACGCAGACCAGUGAGUACUACACCUUCGGUGAAUCCACUUGGGACUUGGUGAUUUUCAUUGGCACUGGGGCACUUGGGCCCUUGGGUUCAAUCCAAACCAUCCUCUUGGCAAUCAUCAAUGUGCUGAUGCAGGUCGUAUUUUGCGCCAUUGCCUGGUUCAACUUCACAUCACCUGAUAUCAAUGAAGAUUCAGUUACGGACACCUUGAGGUGGAGGAGAUCAUCGGGCCAUUCCUAUGCAGACUAUAGCCCUGUGGCCAAAGAGUCGUUGGUUCAUCGCGUUUGCAAAAUGGACAAGUCCUUGGAAUCAUCGGGGAUCCAAGUUGACCUCAUCGAGAACAUCAACAAGUACCUGAAGUCCGAGGAAACAGGUCUUGAAGGCUUCUUCACCGGACAGAUCCUGUGCAUUGUGGCCCUGAUUUGUUGGUACCUGAUGGUGGCCAAGGAGGUGAGCCAUGCCUUGGCGUUGCACCGCGGGGUGAUGGCCGUUCCACGUGGUGCGACCAAACUCGAUACGCGAGAGAAUCCCUUCACGCAGGUAACUCACUAUCGCUUGCGCGCAGUAGCGUUACGGCGCAAGAUUGCCAGCGGUUUUCUACUCCUCUAUCGCUUGCUGGCCGCUGCAUUGUUGCUGUAUGUGGGUACCAGCUUUUUGGUUUAUACAGUAAAUGUGACAGAAUUGAUCCUAAAUGCUGUGGCUUUGGGCAUCAUCCUGGACAUUGACGACCUGCUCUUUGAUGCCAUGGCCACCACACCAGGUCGGCAUUUGGUUCAUCAGUUGGACCCCCUCCACAUGCCAUCCUUACCGCGCAUCAGGGGUGCUGAUGCCAAGUCGGUCUUCAUGAGCAUCUUCAUUCCAGCGCUUACGAUCCUGGUGUACUUCUCGAUGCUUGAGCCGUUCGUGGGAACUUUGGAUGGUGUCAGGAUUGCCAUGUGCGGUGGAAACCAAAACUUCGUGUGGAGCAUGGACAAACGCCGCAUUACACAGCUGUCACCGACAUAUGGUGGAGGCUGGGAGGAGGAGGAAGGGAGCAUCAAGAAGCUUGGAAUAAGCUUGAAGCAGACUGAGACUGAGAAGAUUUUCGGGGAGGCAUCUUGUUGCACUAUGACAGAUGCGAUUAUGGAGGGCGAAAGUCUCACAUCUGGUUUUACGGUCAACAACUCCCGCUAUGGCUUCUGGGUCAACAGUGUGUCACUCAGUGUGCUGACGUCAGCCUUCCAGGGAACUUCCAGGGCUGAGUCUGGCUCAGGUGUGAAUGUGCUGAGUGACCAAAGUGUAAUGAGCCUGGACAGCAUGGUGGACAGUGCCAACGGCAACUGUGGGGACAUUGGGAAUGAAGAGCCAAUGCUCAACUAUCUCC